Messenger RNA from Aphanomyces astaci, 702 nucleotides. RefSeq lists its product as hypothetical. The transcript has a single exon. Bases 1 to 681 code for a protein of 226 amino acids. Lineage: Eukaryota; Oomycota; Saprolegniomycetes; Saprolegniales; Verrucalvaceae. The record is from RefSeq and is a predicted model, not a curated record.
AUGGAACCCAAACGGCUACCGCCGUCGCCGCGGCCGGGACCUCCACCGAGAUUGGAGCGUCCAGGAGUGUCGUCUACAUUACCGUCCCCAAAAGCAGCCCCGCCACAUGUUCCACCACUACUGCAACCUCAGCCAACAACAACAACGAGACACACUGUAUUCAACGAGUCAACGUGGUUACGUGACGACGAGUUUAUCUGUGACGCGUACUAUGCCAGCCAGCCAAAGACAAGGAAAACAGUUCACGUGGUAUCGUCUCAUUCGGUUCAGAAUAACUUGUUGCACAAGCAAUGCGCCGAAACGAUUGCGCAGUGCUCGCAGUCGUUGCAGGAACGACGGCAGCAGAUGGCGGCAUUAUCGCUGCCCUUCACUCCAUUACGCAAGAAGUCCAUGACAAAUUCCUCCAGCAGAGAUCGAUAUGCAUCACCAGCCCCUGCAACGAGCAGACUGUUUGACUCAACGUUGUCGCCCAUCGUUCCUGAGAACUGUCCGCCUCAGCCGACCCCGGAGCCGUCGUGUGAUGUGAGAAAGCGGCUGUCGUUCCUCGACGAUGCCAUGGACGAUGACAAGACCUUGGAUACGGUUGCUUCUGUCACUACUUCCGGCGAUCUCUCGGCGCAAAGCAUCAACGCAUCUGACGCCAGUCUGAACGACUCCAAAGCCGAAGGCACCAUGCUUUAAAAAGUGAACAAUGAAUCGAUU